GAGAGGAGGAGGAAGAGAGAGAAGAAGGAGGAGGAAGAGAGAUUCAACAAGAGGAGAAAGCUCAGUCAGUACCACACAGCUGAGAAGGACUCUGCACUACAUCACUACUCCUCUACAAAUCCAGAUAAAUCCUAGUGUUCGUUCUUCAAACAGAUCAGAAUAUGGAGACAUGAGGGACAUCUUUACAGGACUGCUUCUUCUGCUCUGACUGAGUUUGAGAGACCAGACUCAGCAACAAGGAUCAGCCGAGAGACAGUCCUCGUCCAGGAUCAGCAGAGAGACAGCCCUCGUCCAGGAUCAGCAGAGAGACAGCCCUCGUCCAGGAUCAGCAGAGAGACAGCCCUCGCCCAGGACCAGCAGAGAGACAGCCCUCGUCCAGGACCAGCAGAGACACAGCCCUCGUCCAGGACCAGCAGAGAGAUCAGCAGAGAGACAGCCCUCGUCCAGGACCAGCAGAGACACAGCCCUCAACCAGGACCAGCAGAGACACAGCCCUCGUCCAGGACCAGCAGAGAGAUCAGCAGAGAGACAGCCCUCGUCCAGGACCAGCAGAGACACAGCCCUCGUCCAGGACCAGCAGAGACACAGCCCUCGUCCAGGACCAGCAGAGAAACAGCCCUCGUUCAGGAUCAGCAGAGAGAUCAGCAGAGAGACAGCCCUCAUCCAGGAUCAGCAGAGAGACAGCCCUCGUCCAGGAUCAGCAGAGAGACAAGGACCUGUGGAACCUCCCUAGUUGAAUCCUGUAUCACUGUGGAACCUCCCUAGUGGAAUCCUGAAUCACUGUGGAACCUCCCUAGUAGAAUCCUGAAUCACUGUGGAACCUCCCUAGUAGAAUCCUGAAUCACUGUGGAACCUCCCUAGUGGAAUCCUGAAUCACUGUGGAACCUCCCUAGUGGAAUCCUGAAUCACUGUGGAACCUCCCUAGUGGAAUCCUGAAUCACUGUGGUAUCUAGAACUAUCCUGCCUGGAAUCCUCCAUCUCUUCCCUGAACUGUUGAAUACGUUCUAGAACAGGUUCUAGAGUCAGAAUGGGUUCUACUGUUCCUGUUUCAUCCAUGAUGUUGGUGCUGGUGGUGUUCCACACCUUCACAGUGGGUCAGAGCCAACCCAGCCUGACAGGAAAUCUCCCUGUCUCAGCCUUCCACAGUACAGACACCCCCCUGGGUCUGCUACUGGACCCCCAAAACCCCUCCCAAAACCCCCAAGACAUCGCAUCUCUGAACCUCAUUACCCCCAUCUCAUCCACACCCUCUCCUGACUCUGACAGUGGACACCAACAUCUGAAACACGGACCCCAUCACCUCACCUCCAACACGUCGUCCCGGGCAGUGCGUGUUCAGCCUGUAGUACCCCCUGUCUGCCACCAGGUGACCUUCAUAAAGACAGCCUUUAAAUACAUAAACACAGUGAUUAGCUCGGUGAUAUUCAUGGUGGGGAUGGUGGGAAACGCCACUCUACUGAGGAUUAUCUACCUGAAUAAGACGAUGAGGAACGGACCUAACGCCCUGAUCGCCAGCCUGGCCCUGGGAGAUCUGAUCUAUAUCACUAUAGAUAUACCCAUCAACGUUUAUAAGCUCCUGGCUGGCUCAUGGCCGUUCGAUGACAGCUCCAUUGGCCUGUUCCUCUGUAAACUGUUCCCCUUCCUGCAGAAAGCUUCUGUUGGCAUCACUGUACUCAACCUGUGUGCCCUGAGCGUGGACAGGUAUCGUGCGGUAGCGUCGUGGAGCAGGGUCCAGGGUGUCGGUGUUCCCCUGUUAACAGCAGUAGAGAUCAUCUCUAUUUGGCUGUUAUCCAUUCUGAUGGCUGUACCAGAGGCGAUAGGAUUCAACAUGGUCACCUUUGAGUACAGGAACGCGACCAUACGGACCUGCAUGCUCAACCCACAGACACCAUUCAUGACGUUCUACCGGGAUGCCAAAGACUGGUGGUUGUUUGGAUUCUAUUUCUGUGUUCCGUUGGCAUGUUCCGCAGUGUUCUACACUCUGAUGACAUGUGAGAUGUUACAUCACAGGAACGGAUCUCUCCGCAUCGCGCUCAGCGAACACCUCAAACAGCGUCGGGAGGUAGCCAAGGCAGUGUUCUGUCUGGUCCUGAUCUUCGCUCUGUGCUGGUUCCCUCUGCACCUCAGCAGGAUCCUGAAGAAGAUGGUUUACAUGCCUCAUGAUGCCCGACGCUGUGAACUGCUCAAUUUCCUGUUGGUCCUCGACUACUUCAGUAUUAACCUGGCCACAGUAAACUCCUGCAUCAACCCCAUCAUACUCUACUUCGUCAGCAAGAAGUUCAAAAACUGCUUCAAGUCAUGUCUGUGUUGUUGGUGUGACUCCAGUUCCCUGAUCGACAGUAUGGUACCUCAGAACCUCAACGGAACCAGCCUACAGAAUAAGAACCCAGAUCAACAGUGUGGUAUCUCUGAACCUCAAUGGAACCAGCCUACAGAAUAAGAACC
Molecule: messenger RNA, 2445 nt
Organism: Oncorhynchus kisutch (coho salmon)
Lineage: Eukaryota; Metazoa; Chordata; Actinopteri; Salmoniformes; Salmonidae
Product: endothelin receptor type B
Exons: 10
Coding region: 1028-2440 (470 amino acids)
Biological process (GO): endothelin receptor signaling pathway; developmental pigmentation; vasoconstriction
Cellular component (GO): plasma membrane
Molecular function (GO): endothelin receptor activity
Source: RefSeq, a predicted model, not a curated record